Molecule: messenger RNA, 3040 nt
Organism: Triplophysa dalaica
Lineage: Eukaryota; Metazoa; Chordata; Actinopteri; Cypriniformes; Nemacheilidae
Product: myelin regulatory factor-like protein
Exons: 26
Coding region: 132-2681 (849 amino acids)
Biological process (GO): protein autoprocessing; positive regulation of DNA-templated transcription
Cellular component (GO): endoplasmic reticulum membrane; nucleus
Molecular function (GO): sequence-specific DNA binding; DNA-binding transcription factor activity
Source: RefSeq, a predicted model, not a curated record
UGUGUGUCUGUGUAUUGUCCAUGACUAUCAGACAGUGUUAGUGCUCCUCACUGAAGAUCUGGUGGGAUUUCUCUAUGUGUGUGUGUGUGAGGAUUUCUCCAGAUGAACUCCAGUCGAGGCCACAGCAGUGAAUGAGUUUGAGGAGAUCUGCUGAAGACUUCAUGGAUGUUCUGGGAGAAAGAGAAGCUCUGCAGCAGUUCUUUAAUGGUGAGGAUGCGAGCGGUGUGUUGGACACCAGUUUUCUGGAGCAGUACCUGAGCAAUGAAAGCGACUCCACGUGCAUGUUACCUGAAUCCCCGCCGGACUCGUGCUCAGAGCGCAGUUCUCCUCCUCAGAUACCAGGUUCAGGAUGGACGAGAGCCGCGUCGCUUCACGUGGGCUGUGAUUCGCUGUCUCAGUAUGUGAACACGUCUGAGUCGUGCCGUGACUCACCCGCUCUCUACUCUCUUCAGCAUCCUCCCUGCACACAGAUGACAUCUGAUCCAGUCAAACAACACCAACGGCCCGGACAUAUAGCACAUGAAAAUAGGAAGAGAAGACGCUCAGAACUUCUGGAUGAGAACACAGAGACGUGCAGGAGGAGCGACUCGCUUUGGACCCCGCCCACAUUCUGUGGAGAUCGGGGAGCAUGUGAAGCAUUCUCGCCUGACAGUGACGGCGGUGGACAUCACAUGCUGUCGUGGGACAGAUAUCAGCUCGGCCGAUGGUCACGUCUCUUCAGCGCCCGGCUUGAGGCUCUAUCUCCUCCAGGUUAUCAUGUGGACGCUGAUAAAGGCUUCAGUUACUCCACAGCCGAUGAAGCUUUCGUCUGUCAGAAGAAGAAUCAUUUCCAGGUCACCGUUCACAUCGGAAUGCUCGGAGAUCCCUCGUACGUGGAGACCCCGGCCGGACCCUUGCCCGUAGAGAGCUUCCACGUGAAGGUGUUCGGGGUAAAGCUGGAAGCACUCAAUCACUUCAUCACUAUCGAGCAGUCUCAGUCGGACCGCAGUAAGAAACCGUUCCUGCCGAUCAAAGUCCAGCUGCCCCGUGAUAAAAUCACUAAGGUAACGUUGAGCCGACUUCACUUCAGCGAGACCACGGCCAAUAACAUGAGGAAGAAAGGCAAACCCAACCCUGACCAGAGAUAUUUCAUGAUGGUUGUUGGUCUGUACGCCACCGUGAGUGAAGAGAAAAGUUUCCUGCUGGUCGCUAAUGUAUCAGAAAGACUCAUCGUCAGGGCGUCCAAUCCCGGACAGUUUGAGAACGACACUGAUGUUCUUUGGCAAAGAGGUCAAGCUCCAGAGACGGUGGUGUGUCAUGGCAGGAUCGGCAUUAACACGGACAAUCCCGACGAAUCUUUGGUGGUCUGUGGGAACGCCAAGAUAAUGGGCAACAUCAUGCACCCAUCAGACCGGAGAGCCAAAGAAAACAUUCAGGAGGUGGACUCGACGGAGCAGUUGAGGAGAAUUACACAGAUGAGGAUCGUGGAGUACGACUACAAACCAGAAUUCGCCUCCAGGAUGGGAAUCGAUCAGGUCCAUGAAACAGGAAUCAUCGCACAGGAGGUGAAGGAGCUGCUGCCGUCUGCGGUCAGAGAGAUGGGUGACGUCACGUGUGUCAACGGAGAAACCAUCCCUCACUUCCUCAUGGUGGAUAAAGAGCAGAUCUUCAUGGAGAACGUGGGCGCCGUGAAGCAGUUGUGUAAGCUCACCGACAACCUGGAGACUCGCAUUCAAGAGCUGGAGGUGUGGAACAGUCGUCUGGCCAAACUAAAGAGGCUCGGCAGCCUGCGCUCCAGUAACUCGUCCAACGCCAAAGCUUAUGAAGCAGGAAAGAGCCAGGAGACACGUCCUGCGCAGAAGACCUCAACAUCUACAAGCGACUGCUGUGGGAGAUAUCAGGGGUGUCUUCAGCAUCGAGUGUUUCAGGCCAGUAUCAUCAUGCUGGUGACCACCAUGGCUGUGUGCGUCAUCUCUAUAACGGCUCUCUACAUGCUGACGUUAGAAGAGGACGUGGACUUCAACAGCAGUCUGAACAGCAGUGAGGUCAUGCCUCCGAUCUCCACCACAGUAACGCAACUAACGACAGCGUCGGCCACGUCUCCUCCCGCGCCCUGGCCUCCAGACAUCGACUUCUCCGACGUCUUCUACUCAGAUCAGAUCUACUGCUGCCAUUCCAAUCUAACAUCAUCCACAGCGGCCAAUCACAGAAGAGCUGAGAAAGAGGAGUGGACGGAGAAACUGCCGGAGAUACUGAAGAACUCCACAGACUGGAAAAACACAACCAUCCGCUCCAUCAUCAUCACUCAGAACCUACAGACCAUCGAUCAGCAGUACUGUGACACACACCAGUGUGGGAAGGGAAAGUACAGUUACGUCAUCCCCCUCAGUAAACACAUCCCACCCAACAUGCCCAUCACCCUCCAGAUCACCACAGAUGAGCUGUUGGUGGUGUAUUUGUGUUCAUAUGAUGAGAGACAGCAGUGUUAUUCUUUACUGGAGCACAACGGCCUGAAGUCCAACACGGCUCUCAACACACAGGGUUACGUUCAUAAAUGGACUCUGGCCACAGCCAAUCAUUACCGCUCUUCUUAUCACUUCCGUGUCGCUGUCGCUGGUUUGGCCAACUGUAGCACCGACCCAAACUACUCCGAGUUCUUAUUCACAGACUAUCAGAUGAACUUCUUCCGGCGCUGUGACUGAUAACACAAACACACACAACUGAGUGACAUAUGAACAUUUGUUUGUGUUAAUUCAUAUAGUUUCUUGUUAUCCAAAAGAAAAUCUUCUGUCAAAUGUGAAUCACACACAUGAGAGACAGAUGAGUGAGGUGUGUAGCGUUCCAGCAGUGCUUCAGCAUAAAUCAUCUUUAACUCCACAGGAAGGAACUUUUAUUCCUCUGAUUUGUUUGUAUUUGUGGAUGCAGAUGAGUUUGGAAGUUAUGAUGAUGAACAGUACUCAUGACACGUGCUUGAUAUCAAUAAUAAACGCUAACAAUGAAGAUGUCACACGGAUGAUGUUGAGAUUCUAGAACUCACACCAAGAGGAUUUUAAAGAUUUGA